GCGAAAGAGUUAACCAGUACUCAUCGACUGGCCGAAUUCGUUGCAUAUCUCCGUGAUUCUGUUUGGCCUCCCACAGAUCCGACACAACCUACAACUCAACCGGGUGAGCGGGCAAUGGAGACUAAAAUGCGCACCCGGGUGUUGUGUCGUACCAUGCUAUUGGGUUCUGUUUCUGAGGAUUUGGCGCAAUUCCUAGGUAACGAGACAACUCGUCGUGGAGUGCUUCGUGUUUUCCGUCUGCUCCAGGAGGAGCGCUUUAAUCGUCGUUUUGUACACUUUCUGCUAGAGGCCAUCCUAUGCCAACUAUUUCGUUCCCAUCGAGCCCAUUGGGAAUCGUUAUUCGAGAAGCAGCUCUGUCCCACCAAAACUGGACGCUCUUGUCGUGCACAUGCCACUCCUCCUUCAGUUUGA
Messenger RNA from Echinostoma caproni, 411 nucleotides. Lineage: Eukaryota; Metazoa; Platyhelminthes; Trematoda; Plagiorchiida; Echinostomatidae. The record is from the annotation of a GenBank genome assembly.